Zingiber officinale is the source of this 3015-nucleotide messenger RNA. Its product is annotated as ATP-dependent zinc metalloprotease FTSH 7, chloroplastic-like. Gene Ontology annotation, cellular component: chloroplast thylakoid; membrane. The transcript is spliced from 13 exons. NCBI's taxonomy places the organism in Eukaryota, Viridiplantae, Streptophyta, Magnoliopsida, Zingiberales, Zingiberaceae. Bases 128 to 2680 code for a protein of 850 amino acids. Gene Ontology annotation, biological process: proteolysis. The record is from RefSeq and is a predicted model, not a curated record. Gene Ontology annotation, molecular function: ATP-dependent peptidase activity; metalloendopeptidase activity; ATP binding.
CAUUUUUUUUUCCCCUCGUGGAAAUAGUGCAAUCUGUUGUAAUUAGCUAGGGUUUCGUAAUCUGUACAAUUCCAAUCUGUUCCCUUGUUUUUGUUCUUCGAUUUUUGUUUGCUUGAUUGAUCGACAGAUGGCUGCGGCUGCCGUAGCGAUCGAGUCCUUGGCUCCCCGCGGUCUUUACUAUCCCAAAUUCGGCAAGCAGACCGUACCCACGGAAUUGCGCAAUCGGUCGAUCGUCCUCGCUUGCCUGUCGCGGGAGCUCGCAGCGGUGGCGGAUACCAAUCGAUUUAGCCGGAGGAGCCGCUUCCGGGGUCACGCUUUUUCUUCCCUUUCUCAUGGAAGCAUGGGCUGGGGCCGCUGGGCAUUGGGAGAGGGGAUGGAUGGGUUGGGCGUUAUUCUGACGCGUCGGCGGAGAGGCGCGGCUUUCGCCGUCCGAGCUAGCAGUUCUGCUGAGCAGGGUAAUGACUCGAACGCCAGCUCCAGCGAUAGCACCGCAGAGAGCUCGCAGGGUAGUAGCCAAAGUGUCAAGAAGGUCGCUUCCCAUUCCUCCCCUUCGUCAUCUCAGUCGUCUACAUCUUCUUCUUCGUCGUCUUCAUCUUCUUCGCCUGGCCGGGAGAACAAGUGGAAGAACCGCUCGUUCAAGGGCGGCAGAUGGCAGUGGAAGCCAAUCAUACCGGCUCAAGAGAUCAGCGCCCUUCUCUUUCAGCUGGGCAUCGUCAUGUUCGCCAUGCGGUUACUGCGGCCCGGGGUUCCUCUUCCUGGAUCAGAGCCUAGGCCCCCUACUACGUAUGUAAGCGUGCCCUUCAGCGACUUCAUGAGCAAGAUAAAUAAUGACCAGGUGCAGAAAGUCGAGGUGGAUGGUGUGCACAUAUUGUUCCGUCUGCGACAGGAUUCUGCCAGUAUGGAAGCCGAUGUUGGAGGGGAGAAUCGAGCACAGGAUGCAGAAGCUCUUAUCAGGAGCAUGGCCCCGACAAAGAAAAUAGUAUACACCACCACUCGCCCAGCUGAUAUAAAGACUCCCUAUGAGAAGAUGCUGGAGAAUCAAGUUGAGUUUGGCUCACCAGAUAAGCGCAAUGGGGGUUUCCUAAACUCUGCGAUGAUUUCUCUGUUCUACAUUGCUUUGCUGGUGGGUGCUUUUAAUAACUUUAAACUAAGCUUUUCCCAGUCUACAGCUGGUCAGUUGAGAAACAGGAAGGCAUCAAAUUCAGGUAGUGCUAAAACAGCUGAACAUACUGGUGCAGUCACUUUUGCUGAUGUAGCUGGUGUUGAUGAAGCAAAGGAGGAGCUAGAAGAAAUUGUGGAAUUUCUUAGAAACCCAGACAGAUAUAUACGCCUAGGAGCACGGCCACCUCGAGGAGUCUUAUUGGUAGGUCUGCCUGGGACAGGCAAGACACUGUUGGCGAAAGCUGUGGCUGGAGAAGCUGAAGUACCCUUCAUAAGUUGUUCAGCUAGUGAGUUUGUAGAAUUAUAUGUUGGUAUGGGAGCUUCUCGAGUGAGAGAUCUUUUUGCUAGGGCAAAGAAAGAAGCACCAUCAAUAAUUUUUAUUGAUGAGAUAGAUGCUGUUGCAAAAAGCCGUGACGGUCGAUAUCGCAUAGUCAGCAAUGAUGAACGAGAGCAAACUCUCAAUCAGCUACUUACUGAAAUGGAUGGGUUUGAUAGCAACUCUGCUGUUAUUGUCCUUGGCGCAACAAAUAGGGCAGAUGUGUUGGAUCCUGCACUUCGCCGACCUGGCAGAUUUGAUCGGGUAGUUAUGGUAGAAACUCCUGAUAGGCUUGGAAGGGAGUCCAUUUUAAAGGUUCAUAUCAGCAAAAAGGAACUUCCAUUAGGCGAUGAUGUAGAUCUUAGUGAAAUUGCAUCCAUGACAACUGGUUUCACUGGAGCAGACCUAGCAAAUUUGGUGAAUGAAGCUGCUCUAUUAGCUGGAAGACUAAGUAAAAUUGUUGUUGAAAAGAUUGAUUUUAUCCUUGCAGUUGAACGUUCAAUAGCUGGCAUAGAGAAGAAACAUGCCAAGCUGCAAGGAGGAGAGAAAGCAGUUGUUGCCCGGCAUGAAGCUGGCCAUGCAGUUGUGGGAACUGCUGUUGCAAAACUUCUUCCUGGGCAACCAUGUGUGGAGAAACUGAGCAUAUUGCCUAGGUCAGGGGGUGCAUUGGGGUUCACAUAUAUCCCUCCUACAACUGAGGACAGAUAUUUGCUUUUCAUUGAUGAAUUGCGAGGCCGCUUGGUCACUCUUCUUGGUGGGCGUGCUGCAGAAGAAGUUGUCUACUCAGGUCGUGUGUCGACUGGAGCCCUGGAUGACAUUAGACGUGCUACAGAUAUGGCUUACAAGGCUAUAGCUGAAUAUGGACUUAAUCAGAACAUUGGUCCAGUAUCAUUGGCAACAUUAUCUAAUGGUGGCCUAGAUGAUUCUGGAGUGGGUUCUUGGGGAAGAGAUCAGGGCCAUCUUGUUGACCUUGCGCAACGAGAGGUAAAAUCAUUCCUGCAGUCAGCUCUUGAAGUUGCUCUUUCUGUGGUACGAGCCAAUCCUACUGUGGUUGAGGGUCUUGGUGCUUACCUGGAAGAAAAGGAGAAGGUGGAAGGAGAAGAGCUGCAAGCAUGGUUGAAAUUAGUUGUUGCCCCUACAGAACUGACUAUGUUCAUACAAGGAAAGUCUGGAAAUCUUCUCCAGCUGGAGUCAGGCUCCUGACACUAUUGAAAAUUUUCUCAAGAUCUAAAGAAUCAAAAUUACCAAUUCUGUUCCAGUCAAAGUGGCACCCACUCGUCGACAAAGAGAGUUGAUUUAUUUACCAUACAGCCGGCAACAUUUUCAUCUAUACCUCUUUAUCCAUGCUUAGUUGCUCAUAAACAGUUUGAGAUAUCCAAAUAAUUUCCCCAGUUAGAUAGUCUUUACUAUCCAUACCUUAAUCGCUUCAAUCCUUAUUAUUGAAUUAUGCCUAAAUCUUUGUCAAGUUAUAAGAUUAAGAUUAGGUCAUGUGUACAUUAUAUCCUCGGAAAUAGGUUUACUGGAUAUUUCUAACUGCA